AUGGCUCGAUCUGUUAUCACCCUCGUCACGUCGCCUGCGGGCAGACUCUUCACCUGCAGCCGCAAGUUCCAGGUCCACCUGGAUAUAUAUGGGCGGUCUCAAUCAAUGACAAUGCAGUUUCCUCCCCGGGCAGAGUGGGAUGUGUCAUAUGCAGCAGCAGCAGCAGCAGCAGCAGGGGAGUCGCAGCAUCCAGAGAAGAAGAAGAAGAAGAAGAAGAAGAAGAAGAGGGCCCCACCUCUAGAAGACCCCAUGGAGCAGGACACAGCAGCAGCAGAACCACAAGCUGGGAAAGGGAUCCAGCUACCUGGGAAAGAGGUCCAGCUACCUGGGAAAGGGUUCGAGGGACCGGAAGAAGAGGUCCAGCGACACACAGGUGCUCCAGACAUCAAAGCAGCAGCAGCAGCGGAGCCUCAACCUGCAAUAUGGGUGCAGAUAACUGGGAAAGGGGUCGAGCAACCUGGAGAAGAGGCCCAUCUACACACGGGAGCUACAGACAUGAUGGAGAGAAGGCCCCCUAGUCCUGUGUUCAGUAUGUUUUCUAUGAAGAGUGAUGUGUCAAUGGACCUACCACUGCAUUUCAGAAGGACCUGCAUCACUCCUCACUACACUGAUCCACAGUUGGAGAAACACCAGCUGCAGGACAUACAACAUCAAGAUGUUCAACUUCUCUGUACUGAGCAUCAAAGGCAGCUGGAGUUCUUCUGCAGCAACGACCAAACAGCAAUCUGCUCACGCUGUUUACUCCACCAACAUAAAGGACACGAUGCCAUUGAGCAGGUAGCAAAGAGUAGCAUCUCCACAAAAGGAGAUGUUCUUCCUCCGGGCCAACUCCAGUUUACCAAAGUGUCUCCAGACUCAGUAGCGUUACGAUGGUCUCCACCUGAGGGUGCUACUGGUCCACACAGGUACACCGUUACCUGGAGACAAGGUGCAGAACAGUGGACCUUCACGUCACCAAGCUGUCAGGCCGUGUCAGACUGUCAAGUGGAGGUGACUGGUCUUCGUCCAGGACUGAAGUACCACUUUAGUGUGGCCACCCUCAGCCAAGAUGGCUGCCAGAGCACACCUAUGGAUGGAUUCAUACAUACAGGACUCGCCCUCUCUGAUCUGCUGUCUGCGUUGGGCCUGAGGGAUCUGCAGGGAGGGAAGCUCACUCUCAGCUCAGUCCUGGAGAUCAACAGCAACACACUCUCUGAUACACCACCACAAGGUCUACAGCAACUACCAUGGACUUUCUUAAGGAAACUCAUGAUGUCCAAUCUAAAUGCAAGAAAUGUACAAUGUGACCAACCAAUGUAUAGAUCUAGUUUCACUCAUGAUACUGAAUAUUCUGAUGUGAACCCUCUAGAUUUGAUCACAGCCCUUUUCCACUGUGCAGAUCCUUUCCUCCAACAGGAAAUGGUCGUCAAAAUGUCCUUGUGCCAGUUUGCUGUUCCUCUGCUGCUGCCAAACUGUGACACACAGCAGAGCACUUUGAUGUUGUGGGCCAUGAGGGAUCUAGUUAAAAACUACAGAGGUCUGUCCUCAUCAAGUGAUGGGACAUUUGUAGAGGGCAGAAUAGUUGAGAUGGAAAUUCCCAUGGUGUCUUUUGUUAGGGUAGGUGAGAGCAGUUUGUCUAAAUCCCAAACUCUGAACAGCUUGAUGAGUAAUCUUUCUCAGCCCAAUAAACCAUUCACCCACCAUAACAUGCCAUGUGGUAAUGUGCCCAGGAAAAUCUCAGAGGGGCUGGUUGAAGUCAGCUGGUACCUGCCAUGUGGGAACAAAAACAUUGACAUAUUCACACAGCCAGUGGCCAUGGCCAACCUGAGAGGAGACAGCAGGUCAUUUGAAGCCCAGGUUUCCUUCCUUUGUCAGACCUCAGCUGCAGUCUUCAUCUUCAGUGAUGACCUAGAGGUUGACUUCAGUCCGUUCACCAACCUGCAGGCAGAGCUGUUUCUGGUCAGCAACUCUCAGAAUAAGAAUUAUAAUGUGGAGAAACUCAAGGAGGAGUGCCGAAAAUACAACAGAAAUAAUCAUAAAAAUAAUAGAAUAACUGAAAUAAUUAAAAAAAACCAAAAUAAGCAUGAAUUUGUCAACAUGUUGCGUUUCUAUGUAAAGGGCAUUGUUGAAAAUAAAUGUGUUAAAACCAAUAUGUUUAAUUUGGAAGAUGUAGCUAGAGAUUGUGACAUAUUUGUAGAUCAUGACUUCAGUGGAUGCAGAAAUGGCAAAAGACGUGCGGAAGAAAUCAGUGGAAUGGUGAAGAAUGUUGUAUCAUUUAAGGAGAAGCAUCUGCCUUUGCAUGGGACCAUCUGGAAGGAAAUCAGCCAGUUAGAGAAGGAGACAUGCAGAAUGAGAAACGCUAAUAAGGAGACAGGCAUAGAAGUUUACAGGAGUUCACUCAAUACAAAAGAAUUGGAACUGAGAGAAAAACAGCAGCGGUAUGAUCUAUCACAUGCUAUGGCUAAAUUUAUUGCUGGAAUCUCAGUACAAAACACAGAACGUCUUUACUUCCUGAAGUGGUUGAAGAUUAAGCUAGACACCCUCACCAAACAUGACUUGUCCUCACUGAGACAGCAGUACAAAGACAGUUGUAGUAAAAAUCCACAGGACAAGGAGAAGAUGAAAAACUUAGAUGAGCAGAUUUCCAACUGCUCGUUGGGUCCUGAACAUUUUUUCCGAGAACUAGGACAGAUUUAUGAGUGUGCUUGCUCCCGUCCAGAAGAUGACCCAGCCAGACAUCAAGUCCAGCACCUUCCUAGUCUGUGUGCCCAGAUGCUGCUGGAUGGGUUUCCAGUGGAGCUGGUGGAUGGAGAUGCUUCAAACAUCCCAAUGAAGUGGAUAUCAGCAGUCCUAACUCAGUUGCAUCGACUGGUGAAUAACAAGAGCAGGAUCCUGGUGUUGACUAUACUGGGGGUGCAGAGCACUGGGAAGUCCACCCUUCUCAACACCAUGUUUGGGGUGCAGUUUGCUGUCAGCAGUGGACGAUGCACCAGAGGAGCCUUCAUGUUGCUGAUUAAGGUCUCUGAGGAACUCAAAUCUGAACUCAAGUGUGACUUCAUCAUGGUCAUCGACACAGAGGGCCUAAAAUCACCUGAACUGGCAGCAUUGGAUACAAGCUAUGAACACGACAACGAAUUAGCAACCCUGGUGAUAGGGCUCAGUGACAUCACCAUCAUCAAUGUUGCCAUGGAGAACACCACAGAGAUGAAAGAUGUUCUCCAGAUUGCUGUUCAUGCUUUUCUGAGGAUGUCAGAUUUUGGGAAGAAGCCCAAAUGUCUGUUUGUACAUCAGAAUGUGUCAGACAUGUCUGCUCAUGACAAAACCAUGAGAGAUCGGAAUAAGCUGGUGGAGCAGCUCAAUGAGAUGACUCAGGCAGCAGCUAAGAUGGAGAGAAGAGAGGCCAACACAAAGUUUACUGAUGUGAUGAAAUAUGAUCCUGACAAAGACAGCUACUACAUCCCUGGACUUUGGCAUGGAACUCCCCCAAUGGCCCCAGUGAAUACUGGCUACAGUGAAGCUGUGUAUGAACUCAAGAAGUGUUUGAUUCAUCACUUAAAAUCAGACUAUGUGAAGAGCAGUAAUGCAACUCAGUUCCUUAGACGCACUCAGGAUUUGUGGAGCUCUGUGAAAUUUGAGAACUUCAUCUUCAACUUCAGAAACAGUUUGGAGGCUGAUGCCUACUUGGAUUUAUGCACUCACUACAACAACUGGGAGUGGACAUUCAAAUCAGAGAUGAACAGCUGGCUCAUUGCCAAGACAAGAAAGAUUUCUAAUUUUGGACUGACAGAAAAGAAUGUCCACAUCAGUGAAUUAAAUACUGUAUUAAGUAAUAUGAUGGAGGAGGCCCAAACCAAAUUACAUGAAGAAGAGAAGAAAAUCCAAGACAGUAUUCAACACUAUUUCAAACAAAAGAACAACAAGGUUGACCUUGUGGAGAAAUAUAGACAGGAUUUUCAGAACAGUGCAUCAUCUCUAAGACAGCAAACUGAUUAUUCUUUAAGACAGCGUUUAGAGCAGGCUAUUGAAAUAAAAAUGGGAAUGGAACAAGUGAGUGCAAUUAAAGACAAGCAAACAGAGACCAUUGAGAGGAAGGUAUUAGACAUGUUAAAGCAAUGUAGGGAAGGAGGAGCAGAUUUGUCUGAAGAUGCACUCAACAGAGAAUUUGACAACAUGUGGAAAGAGAUCCUGUCAAAGGUGUCAAAUGUCAAACUACAACAGACAGAUGUUUAUCAGAAUGCUUCAUAUAUAUUAAAGGAAAAUUUAAGUGUAAAGGGUGGACACAUCAUUAAAAUGUUUGACGAGGUUGAUCUGAAAACCAUUGCGCAGAAGCAGUUCUCGGUUAAAAAAGAUUGGUUUUCAACCUGGAAAGAUUUACUUACACAUCGUUGGACUAAGGAUACCGGUAUACUCCUUACAGAAAAGCAAGAGCUCUGUAAUCACAUCAUUGAAGAAUGCCACACUCUUGUUAACGAUCACAUUUGCAGCAUGAAGUUGAACAACACAGACUACAGUGACACAUACAUCCAUGAUCUUCUCAAUCACAUUGAUGGAAAACUAAAACAUAUCUCAAUAUCUGAUGAGGGUCAGGCCAAUCUUAAGUUUUACAUAAUCGGCUAUGCCGCAAAUGAGUUCCAGAAAGCUCAUAAUGAAUUCAGAUCCCACAAUGACCCACAGGAGACUCUGAAGAGGUGUAAAAACACAUUUCUUGAUAAUUUUCUAGCAUCAUUUAAUGAAAAAGUCUCAGUGAAUCAAUGUUUGAAGAAAGCUCAACAAUUUGCAGAGACAUGUGUGAGGCCAGCAGUUGAGAUCUAUGUGUCUCAGCACCUCAGCCAGGCAAUAGCAAAUGAAAUGAAAACAGAAGUGAACUACAAUACAAGGAUUAAUUUCCAGUUUGCUGUAUUAAAACAGCUGCUUGAGGAACAUUCAUUUGAGAAGUACAAGAAAUACACCAGAUCAUACGAGCCAUUUGUGAAGGACUGGAUAAAGCAACAGAUCAUCAAGAGAUUGUCUACAGGUGGCCAGCUGGCUAGACUGGAGAAACAGCUCCUCUCUGAUAUUGUGAAGAAAAUAAACCAUGCAAUUACCAACUCUACAAGAAGAAAGAUCAUCAAGGGCUUCAUCCAGCAGUUCUGCUCUGCCCUUCAGGAUCAGCUGGUCAUCCCAAGUGAUGCCUUGGACAACUUCCCGAUUCUCCUCAGUGUUGAUACAGACCAGUUCAUCUUCUACCUCAAAGACUUCAUCAAGGACAUGGAAGAGUCUUUAGCUGGGGAGUAUGGCUGGAGAACAGUCACAUACCACAUCACUGAGAGAAUUGAGCAGCUGCCCUCUAAACCCCAUGAUCUGCUUUUCUCCAGUGUGUGUGGAUGUGGACAACAGUGUCCCUUCUGUGACAUGCCCUGUGAAACAGGAGGGCAGGGCCACAAGAUACACGCCGCCAGCAUGCACAGACCUGAGGCCUUUGCUGGCUGUUAUUGGCCUUCUACCAAGAAACUCCAAACAGAUAUAUGCACCACUGCAGUCAUUAGUGAUGGUACAUUUAGGAGUUCAGCAACAAGAGGUGAAUGGCACCCCUAUAAGAAGUACAGAGAGAUCUACCCAGACUGGGACAUAGCAGGCAAUACCAGUGUUGAGUCUUCAGACUACUGGAAAUAUGUGAUGAUGAAGUUCAAUGAGGAACUGGCUGAAUAUUACAAGGUUAAACCUGUACACAUCCCAUAUGGGUGGAGCAGGCUCACAAAACAGGAUGCACUGACAAGCCUGAAGAGAUCAUUUAACAUGGGACAUUGGUAGCUGUUUAGAGAAGGGAUAAAACAUAGUUCAUGAUUAUUACCAUUACAAAUAAAUGCAGUUUUGUAAGUAAAACAAAAUGUCGAGGCCAGAAUCUAUUGUGAUCACAAGUUUGGUGGAAGCUCACAGAACAGGGUGCAAUGACAAAUCUGA
Messenger RNA from Engraulis encrasicolus (European anchovy), 5919 nucleotides. RefSeq names its product interferon-induced very large GTPase 1-like. Gene Ontology annotation, molecular function: GTP binding; zinc ion binding; protein binding. The record is from RefSeq and is a predicted model, not a curated record. The coding region runs from base 1 to 5769 and encodes 1922 amino acids. Lineage: Eukaryota; Metazoa; Chordata; Actinopteri; Clupeiformes; Engraulidae. The transcript is spliced from 7 exons.